AUGAGGCAGAGAUACUCGCCAUGGUUUUGUUGGACGCUUUUCCUGCUGGCGCUGAACGUGGCAACACCGCCGUCUGGCGCAGGCGCUAGUGGCAUUAAUGGCAAUUCCAAAGAUCUCGCCAAGCAAGCUGCUUCCGCUGUGCUAUCCAGCGAUGUCGCGAAGCGCCUUGUGGCCCUUCUGGCCGAAGUUAGGGCCCUAGGAGAGGACCUCCGCGCCGCCGGGGACGAGUGGCUGACCAGGCGGGCUGACGGCAUGGAGGCGGCCGCGGGGCGGCUCCGCCAGACGCUGCGGCCGGCUUCGGAGCGCCUGCAGCAGGCCUUUGGGCGGCAAUGCAGUCAGCCGGUCUUCACACCGCCGUCGGACGUCAAUGCAACCGUCGUGGGUCCUGGAUUGUCAUACACGCGGACCGGCGGCAGUUGCCAGCUACGCCGUAACGCGCAAGCGACGCAGCGAGAUCUCAAUUUGACUUGCAACAACGCCGGGGUCACCAUCACUCGCACGGCAGCGCGCUACACCUCCGCCUACCAGGCGCCCGCCACUUUCGUAGGCACGGAGUGUAAGCGCAGCUAUCAGUUCGGGCUGAGUGCCACUGUUACUGUGGAUUUGUGGCGCCCUGGCGCGCGGCCCAGUGACGCCGUGGCCACGUGGCAGCAGCGGCUGGGCAGGCGGCGACAGCGCCGUGCGGAGAUGCAACAGUCCUUUGCCGGCCGGGUCGGGAACGGCGGCGGCGCUGGGUUUGGGGGAUUCGGCGGCGGGGGAGGUGGCAACGGCGGCGGCGGGGGAGGUGGCAACGGCGGCGGGGACAUGGCCCAACUGUCCCAGAUGCAUGCCGUACCCGCGGAGGCGCUGCUUGAGGCGUUGACCAGGCGGGCGUCAGGAGGGCUGCUGCUACAGCCUCCUCCGCCGCCGCCACCACAUCCGCCGCCGUGGUCAUUUAACACUUUCACAGCCACUGCUUCCAGCCCAGGCGGCGGCGACGGGGAAGAGCAGCAGCAGCAGCAACACGGCGCGGACAGCGUCUUUCUGAGUGCCCCCGGUGGUGUUGGCGGACCAGGCGACGGCGGUCAUCAGCAGCAGGGAGGUACUGGGAGCCCGGCAGGAGGGAGCGUGUGGGCCGCCGCUGAUGGCGUCGCCGCGGCAGGGGGGAGCGUGUCGGAUGUGUUUCACAUGGUAGGUCAAGCGGGUUUGGCUGCGCUGCGCGGGGAGAUGAGCUCGGAGGCAGCAGCCACCGCAGCAGCAGCGAGCCCAACGACCCGCGGGUCAUCAACACCGCCUUGGGCUAUACGCCGCAACCACCCACGUGACGAUGAGGAUUCCAAGGGGAUGGCAAACGAAGGCAGCGGCAGCUGCUGUGCCGCGGAGCGCCAUUCGGAUGUGCCGCAAGGGAAGCAGAGCGCUAGGCGCAUUCAUCCGCCGGAAGGCAUGCGCAAAGCCGAGGUUGGGAUGAAGGCUCUUGAAAGGUUCGUGCAGAGGCAGCCCAGGCAUUACAUUACGACAGAUCCGGAUCUGAAGGACUCGAGGGCGCAUGAGGUGAAGAAGAAACAGAAGAAGAAGGACGGGAAGAAGGAGGGGAAGGGGAAAGGGAAAGGGAAGGAGGAGGCAGAGGUGCUUGAGGAGGUCGACGGCGGCGGUAGUGAGGAGGGGAAUAGCGGAGACGUCGACAGCGCCGCCGUCCGCGACGCCGCCAUCGCCAAGGCCGCCGCAGCAGCAACAGCAAUGGCAGCGGCGGCUAGAGACGCGUCAUUGUUCCUUGACGACCGCCAUCUCGCUGCCGUCGUCGCUGUCAUUGCCUUCGCCACUGAUUUCGCCCCUGCCGCGCGGCCCACACCAUCGCUCAGCGCAGGCGCAGCGGCGGCGGCGGCAGCGGUACCGCCGUCGCUGCUAUCCGCGCAACUCCUCCAAUGCUUCACUCACACGGGUUCGCAAGAGCUACAGCUGGCACAAUGGACGCCCCCGCCGGCGCCCCCGGCUUCGCCGCAGCAGCAGCUGUACAGCAGCACCUCACUGUCACUGCCGUCGCCACCGAUGCCGCCCCCGCCGCUCCUGCAGCAGCGUCAGACCGCCGCCGUCACCGGCGGCAUUAGCGUUAGCGUUAGCUGCAGCACCACUAGCGCCGCCAGUCUUAGCAGCUGCUCUGCCCGCUGCGGAUCGGUACGGCAGGCAGCGGCGGCGGUCGACAGGGCGCUGACGGCAGCGGCAGCGUUGGCGGCGGGCUCCUCGGACACUGGCAGCGGCGGCUCCGACGGCAGCGAGGAGCAAUGCUGUCGUGUGUGUCUGGAUCCCGUUAGUGAAACGGAACUUCAGUUGGGAACUGCACUAAGGUUGGGAUGCAGGUGCGGUGCGGGUUUGGACCUGCUACACCGUGCCUGUGCGGACCGGUGGUUUCGGGGCGUCCGCUGCUGUACCACAUGCGAGGUGUGCGGUGCGGAGGCGACCAACCUACCCGCGCAGAUGCGGGCGGCCAUCCGAUGGCAACAGCUGCUCAAUCCACGUGGCCGCGGACCCGUGGGUCGUUCGGGGGGCCCCCUGUCCCUGUCCUCGCUUCCCUCCUUCCUCGGCCUCUACACUCUCGUGUGCCUCAUCCCUGCCACCUUGAGCUCCCUGCUACUCGUGAUCUUCUACCUCCGGCACUUGGGCGUGGGGGCGGGACCCACGAUGGCCCUCUCCAUCCUCACAGCAUCUGGCACCAUCCUACACUGGGUUUACGUGCCGUACAGGCCGCUGUUCCACGUGCUCUUCUGCACCACAGCCCUCACUUGCGUGUUCGCUCAGACCCUGCUGCUCAAGGCCCUGUGCCCCUCGUGGCGGCCGUCGGUGGUGGCGGCCGUCGGCGCGGCAGUGGGGUUUAUGGCGGGCGCGUCGCUCUUCUACGGCCUGCUGAACCCCCUGGUGGCGCUGCUGCGGCUCUUCCUGCCGCAGCUCUGGGCGGCUUGGCGGCGGCGUCGGCAACAGCAACAAGCAGUGUCGGGAGCGGCUUGGGUCAUUGAGCACAUCGUCUUGCAACUGUUUUACACACCGUCAACGGGUGUAACGAAGACCAUGCCUGGGCCCCCACUUGAAGAGGGCGAGCUGGAGGAUGGGGAAGUUCACGAGGACAAGCAUGCGGACUUAGAGGAAUCAGGCGAAGCUUCCGGCUGCGACGGCGAAGAUGACGCGGGGACCUUGGCGGCUGACCAUAACCAGCACGACCAGACGCAGCAACAGCCGCUGCGCGCAACGUCCGGGCAGCUUGGCCUGAACACGUCGCCGCUGCCGCCACCGCCGCUGCUGCUGCAGUCGCCCUCAGGCGCGUCCCUCCCGGCACCCACGCGCAGCGGGCGCGCGCCAGAUACCGGCGUAAUACCUUCAAGCAGCGCCAUCAGCGACGGCGGCGUUCACCAGGCCCAAGCUGGCCCGCCCAAAGGCCGGCCCCGGCCACAUGGCCACGACCCCAGCGCCAGCGGUAACGCGCCCGCGGUCCGCAGCCGCUUCCGCGCACCUGACGGAGCCCAACCGGGCCCUUCGGACUCCCUACCGUCUUCCCAACAGCAGCAGCCUCCGCCGCACCCUUUCUCCCCAUCAGGCGCGUCUUCCCAGCCAUCCUCCCAUUCCCAACACCCGCAUCCACACCCUCACUCUCUGCCACUGCAACGCCAAUCACACUCGUAUGCCGGAGGCCCGGGUACCGCCGGUGGCCCCGCCGGCGGACAUCCUAGUCCCGGGAGGCCGCUGCUGGCCGGGCAGGGACCGGGAGCCGCCACCGCCGGCGCAGCGGCCGCUGCUGCCGCCGCCGGGGGCCCCGUCGCUGUCCGGGAGGAUCGCGAAGUGGAGGAGCUGACGGGACUGCUUCGCGAGCUCACGCGGGGUUGCAGCUUCCAGGAAGUGAUGCGCUCGUUGGAGGCUGUGUGUCGGGACCUAAAACAGGCAAUUAAGAAGCUGGAUAAGCUGUUCAGGAGAGUCAAGCGGCGCAAGGGCGAUUCCAUUGAGGAUUACCCCGACUGCUUCCAGUUUUCACGGCGCAUCCUGGAGGGCCUUACGUCCAUCAAUAAAUUCAGCGCUACCAGUGCCUUCCACGCCGCACCGCCAAGCGGCGCCGAGGCGGCUCGUGCGCUGUUCAAGGCGGCCAUGAACUACCGUCACGACAUCUUUAACGCCAGCCUCAAAGCCGAGCUCGAGGACUUGGUACGGAACUCCAAAGCAUUCAAAUGUGUGCUAGAAAAUAGGCACAGGAGCGGCGCGACGGCGCCGGCUGCGACGGCGCCGGCGCCGGCUGCCGCCGCCGCUGCGCGGCCCCGGAGCGGCAGUGGCGGCGGCGGCGGCGGCGGCGGCACGGAGGGUGCGGACAGGACGGACAUGAGGGCUGGGGAAGUAGCCGCGGGCGCAGAGGGGCAGCUGGCACCGCAGCCGCCGCCGCAGCGGCAGUCGCGGUCGAGGUCUCCGCCACCGCUGCCGCCGCCACCCCCCGUGGUGGCACAGACCGCGACGUCGGAACCCGAGCUCAUGGAUACGGGGGGAGAGGAUGGCCCUGGCGCUGCAGCGGCAACGGCGUCGGCGCCGCCGCCGCCGCGAGGGAGCUCCUGCUCACCCGUACGGAGCGAUGAGGAUGGCGGUGGUGCUGGCGGCACAGUGCCACCGCCUCCUAAAGACGACUCCCCGCAGCUACAGCUACAGCGGCUGAAUUCCGCCACUGGUGGAACUGGAGUACGGUCUACGACAGGGCGAUCCGGCGCUGGCGGCGGCAGCGGCGGCGGCGCCGCUGGAGGUUUCAAGCUCAAGAUCGUAGUCGCGAGCACGCCCGGGGAUUUGGACGCAGCAGCGGCGGCAGGAGCGGCAGCCACGUCUGACGUGGCGGCGAAUGGCGCCUGGCCCUUAGCCUCCGCCGCCGCGGGUGAUGGCAGCGGCGGCGGCGGUGGCGGCGGCAGGACCCGGUCGCUGACGCCGCAGGACGCGGACACAGACCUGGAGCGUCCCCGCGCAGCCAAACGCAGCCGUGUCAGUAAGGAGCUGGUGGAGACGGGGGUCCCAGGCGCGCUGCCGCCACCUCCGUCUUCGCCCCUGGCCUCUGUCGGGACCGUACUCCGUUGGGACCACCCUGAUCAGCACCCCGUGGCUGAUGUCCUUCGGGAGCAGCAGCAGCAGCCGCAGCCGCACUACUCUUUGCAGGAACAAGAGCAAUCGGCGUUGGGCAUGAUGGCUCCUGGAGUGCUGCUGCCGCCUCCCGAGUCACCCGUGUCGGAGGCGGGCGCCGACAGCGAGGGCGGCGCCCUGCAUGGGGGAGUUUUGGAGCCGCCGCCGGCGCCCCUUACCGCAGGAGCUGCCGGCCCCGUAGCUACGGCUGGCGGCGGCGGGGUCUCUGAGGGCCAGGUCCAGGGCGCGGCCCAUGGGUCGGUCAGCAGCAGCCAUUCGGACCGGGAUCGUGAUCGAGACCGGGACAGGGACCGUGGCGGCGGUGGCAGUGGCGGCGCUCGGGAGAAGGACGGGAAGGAGGGCAGGGACGGUAGGGAGCGGGACCGUGAACGGGAGCGGGACCGCGAUCGGGAGCGGGAGCGGGAGAAAGAGCGUGAGAAGGAGCCCAAGGAAAAGGAUAAAGACAAGGAGAAGGACAAGGAGAAAGAGAAGGAGCGCGACAGAGGCCGCGAUCGGGAGCGGGAGCGUGACUCUCGGCACCGAAGCCGACAAGAUAAGGACUCCAAAGAACGUGACGGCGGCAAGGACGGCGGGAAGGACCGUGACGGCGGGAAGGAUAACCGGGAUAGAGACCGGGAAAAGGACAAGGAGAAGGAGAAAGAGUCCAAGGUGGAUAAGGACCGGGAGCACGGAGGCGCAGGCCGUUCCUCGUCAUAUCGGCACCGCGACCGCGACACAGGGUUGCCGCUGCCGCCACCGCCGCCGCCGCCGACUGACGCCUCGUCCCUCCUCGGCACCGCCGCCGCAGCGGCGGCAGCAGCAGCAGCGGCGGCGGCGGCUACCAAGCAGGAGCUGUUCGAUGGUCCGCCGGCAGGGCUGGGAUCUGGGGGCCGUUCGGCGGCCGUGACGGCCUCGUCAGAGGAUACCGCGGCGGCGGUGGCGGCAGCCGCUGCCGCCGCAGGUGGCGGCGGCGGCGGCGGCGGCGGCGGCGGAUCCGCCACCGCCGCGGAGGCAACGGUGGGGCUGCUGUCUCGCGGCAAGCUGGUUCUUGUCGUUGACCUGGAUGGGGUGCUGGCGGAUAGCUGUUGGGACGAUCAACUGGAUCCGGCGGCGGCGGCGGCGCUGAGCCGCCACGCGGCGGCGGAGGCGGGCCUGCCCGAGGACCGUCGGGAGCUGUUCCGGCUGCCGCUGGACGCCGGCGCUACCGCCGGCGCUGCCUCCGGCGGCAGCGGCUUGUGGCUCAAGCUGCGUCCCGGCGCACGAGCCUUCCUAGCUCGCGCGCACGAGCGGUUCGAGCUGUGGGCUCACAGUCGUCAAGGCCGACCCUAUGCAGACGCCGUCGUGGAGCUUCUGGACCCUUCCUUGGCGCUGUUUGGCAGUCGAGUAGUGGCGCAAGGAGAGCUGGCGCGGCGGCUGCUGACGGCGCUGGAUGCCCGUGCGCCCAUCACGGCCAUUCUGGACACGCCCAGUGCCGCCUGGAUGGGCGAGCAGCUAGCGCCAGGGCUGCUGCCGUUGCCGCCAUACUCGUACUUUUCCUACCGGCCGGCGUGUACUGCGGAUGCUGCGGCGGGUGUUGGAGGGGGAGGGGCUGCCCCGGGGGCGAGGACCUUGGCGCCGUCGGCGUCGGGCAUGGCGGGCAGGUCCUUACUUGAAGUGAACAGAGAUGAGUGUCCCGAGCGCGGCGUACUGGCGGCCGCACUGCCGCUCCUAUACGUGCUGUACACCCGAGUGAUGUCGACGUACGGCGCCGCGGCGACAACGACGGCGUCGUCGUCUGCGGGCAGCACGGCCGCCGCCGCCGCCGCCGCCGCCAUUGCCAAACCGCCAACCGACGGGCCGCCGCCGCCGCCGCCGCCGGCACCACCGCUGGCGGGUCUGGAGCCGUGGGAUGUACGGCGGGUGUUGCGGGAGCAGCGGCAGCGUGUAUUGGCGGGGUUUCAUAUAACUUUUAGCAGGGUGUUUACCAGCGGAGGCGGAGGCGGUGACGGCGGCGGCGGCGGCGCCGCGGGCCCUCAACAUCCCCUAUGGCGGCUGGCGGAGGCGUUCGGCGCCACAGUGGGCGCUAGCUGCAGUGACGCCACCACUCACGUAGUGGCGCUGAGCGCUGGCACGGAGAAGGCGAUCUGGGCGGCGCAGCACGGCCGCUUCGUUGUCUACCCCUCCUGGUUGGAGGCCUCCUGCUUUUUGUGGCGCAAGGUAGACGAGUCGCUGUUUCUGUUGUAA
Volvox carteri f. nagariensis is the source of this 7329-nucleotide messenger RNA. RefSeq lists its product as uncharacterized. Gene Ontology annotation, molecular function: zinc ion binding; RNA polymerase II CTD heptapeptide repeat phosphatase activity. The coding region runs from base 1 to 7329 and encodes 2442 amino acids. NCBI's taxonomy places the organism in Eukaryota, Viridiplantae, Chlorophyta, Chlorophyceae, Chlamydomonadales, Volvocaceae. The record is from RefSeq and is a predicted model, not a curated record. The transcript is spliced from 21 exons.